This is a messenger RNA of Orycteropus afer afer, 1731 nucleotides long. RefSeq names its product SH2 domain containing 3A (gene SH2D3A). Bases 1 to 1731 code for a protein of 576 amino acids. The record is from RefSeq and is a predicted model, not a curated record. Gene Ontology annotation, molecular function: guanyl-nucleotide exchange factor activity; phosphotyrosine residue binding. The transcript has 9 exons. Lineage: Eukaryota; Metazoa; Chordata; Mammalia; Tubulidentata; Orycteropodidae. Gene Ontology annotation, biological process: positive regulation of peptidyl-serine phosphorylation; small GTPase-mediated signal transduction.
AUGCAGGUGCCACAGGAUGAAGAGGACCUUGCCAGCCAGCCCUGGUACCACGGCCUCCUGUCUCGCCAGAAGGCCGAGGCCCUUCUUCAGCAAGAUGGUGACUUCCUGGUACGUGCCUCCCGGUCCCGAGGGGGCCACCCCGUGCUCACCUGCCGCUGGCGAGGCUUGGCCCUGCACUUCGAGGUUCUCCGUGUGGCGCUGCGGCCCCGACCAGGUCGGCCCCCGGCUCUCUUUCAGCUGGAGGAGGAGCGCUUCCCCAGCCUGCCUGCCUUGGUCCACAGCUAUGUGACUGGCCGGCGCCCACUGUCUCAGGCCUCAGGGGCCAUAGCCUCCCGGCCUGUGACCCGGCAGGGGCCCCUGCGGCGCAGCUUUAGCGAGGACACCCUUAUAGACAGCCCAACUCGAAGAGAGCCUUUCAGGACUAGGAAGUGGAGCGACAGUCAGCCAGCAGGUCUGGAGCAUGCAGGGUGGUCAAGAGAAGACCAUUCUGGACCAGGAGCCUCGACCAUACCCCCAUCUGCCCUGCCUCGGACAGGCAGUGACCCCUUGCUGCUGAAGACCCAGGCUCCCCUGGGGGCUGUUGCUCACUGCCUCCGGGCCUCUGAAGGCCAGCUUCAUGCCAAGGCGCCCACCAAGCCCCCCCGGACACCUUCCCUGGCACUGCCUGAGGCUUCUGGACGCCCCCCAACAUACUGUGAGCUGGUGCCCCGGGUGCCCAGUGCCCAGAGAGCACCCCCUGGCCAAGCCUGCCCAGAGCCAGAGACUCCAUGGUGGGAGGACCAGGAGGAGGAGGAGGAGGAAGACGGAACUUUCCAGAGACCCCAAGUCGAUGUCUCUUUCUGCCCCCUGGACACCCCGUCCUGCCUGCUGGGCCCCCAGAACCGGCCCCUGGAAUCUCAGGUUCUGUGUAGCCUCCGGGGCCUGUUCCUGGAGCACCAUCCUGAGAGUACGGCCCUCCACCUACUCUUGGUAGACUGCCAGGCCACAGGCCUCCUGGGAGUGACUAGGGCUCAGAGGAAAGCCAUGGGGGUCGCUUCUGGCCUGGAGCUGCUGACACUUCCCCACGGGUAUCGCUUGAGGUUGGAACUGCUGGAGAGGCACGAGGCGUUGUCGCUGGCCGGGGCGCUGGCCGUGCUGGGCUGCGCGGGGCCGCUGGAGGAGCGCGUGGCGGCGCUGAGGGGCCUGGUGGAGCUGGCCCUGGCCCUGCGGCCAGGGGCGGCGGGGGACCUGCCCGGGCUGGCCGCGGUCAUGGGCGCCCUGCUCAUGCCCCAGGUGUCCCGGUUGGAGCGCACGUGGCGUCAGCUCCGACGGAGCCACACAGAGGCGGCGCUGGCCUUCGAACAGGAGCUGAAGCCGCUGAUGCGUGCGCUGGACGAUAGCGCGGGUCCCUGCGAGCCCGGCGAGGUGGCGCUGCCACACGUGGCGCCCGCCGUGCGCCUGCUAGAGGGCGAGGAGCCGCCCGGGCAGCCAGACGAGAGCUGUGAGCGCCUUCUGCGCACCCUGAGCGGGGCGCGUCGUAUAGCCAGGGACGCGCCCAAGUUCCGCAAGGUGGCGGCCCAGCGCCUGCGAGGAUUCAGGCUGAACCCUGAGCUGAGGGAGGCACUGACCACCAGCUUCCUGCGGAGGCUGCUCUGGGGAAGCCGAGGUGCAGCGGCGCCCAGGGCCCAGCGCCUGGAGAAGUUCCAUCGUGUCCUUAGCACUCUGUCACAGCGCCUGGAGCCAGACGACUGA